UUUCAAAAAUUGGUUGAUUUGAUUUGAUUGCGGCGUCUGUAUAUGUUGUAAAUGAGAUUGGUAGUCACAUUUUAGAGAAAGUACGAAAGUUAACAUACAUUUCUUAGUAUUUUCUUUAAGACCUGUUUGUAUUAAUCUUCAAAAAUGAACUUGGAACUUCUCGAGUCAUUUGGACAAAAUUACCCUGAGGAAUUUGAUGGGACCCUAGAUUCAAUCUCAUUAGCAGCAACUUGCGCAUUCAACCGUCGUGGCACACUCCUGGCCGUAGGCUGCAAUGAUGGCAGGAUCUUCAUAUGGGAUUUCUUGACCAGAGGCAUUGCCAAGUCUAUUUCAGCUCAUGUGUACCCUGUCUGCAGUUUGAGCUGGUCUAGGAAUUGUAAAAAACUCCUAUCAGCUUCUACAGAUCACAACGUCUGCAUAUGGGACAUCCUGUCAGGCGAGUGUGAGCAACGCUACCGGUUUCCCACACCAAUCUUACGUGUGCAGUUCGAUCCUCGGAAUGACAAGCGCUUCCUUGUCUGUCCUAUGAGACAUGCUGCGUUGCUUGUUGAUACAGAUGGAGACCAUAACAUAUUGCCUAUUGAUGAUGAUGGCGACAUAAACGUAAUAGCAUCCUUCGACAGGCGAGGCGACUACGUAUACACAGGGAAUGCAAAAGGGAAGAUACUAAUAUUAGACUCACAAACAUUGGCCGUAAAAGCCAGCUUUAAAAUCACUGUCGGUACAUCGAGCACAACCAGUAUUAAAAGCAUUGAAUUCGCUAGAAGAGGAGACUGCUUUUUAGUAAAUACUUCAGACAGAGUAAUAAGAGUAUAUGAUACAAAGACUGUAAUUAAAUCUGGUAUCAAUGGUGAACCCGAGCCCAUACAGAAAUUGCAGGAUCUAGUCAACAAAACUACAUGGAAGAAAUGCUGUUUCUCCGGCGACGGCGAAUACAUAUGCGCGGGGUCGGCGCGCCAGCACGCUCUCUACAUCUGGGAGAAGUCUAUCGGGAACAUCGUCAAGAUCCUCCACGGCACUAAGGGCGAACUACUGCUGGACGUCGUCUGGCACCCUGUGCGGCCCAUCAUAGCCAGCAUUAGUGCCGGUGUAGUAUCAAUCUGGGCACAGAACCAAGUGGAAAAUUGGUCAGCGUUCGCUCCAGAUUUCAAGGAGUUGGACGAGAACGUUGAGUAUGAGGAGAGGGAGAGCGAGUUCGACGUGGAAGACGAGGACCGGUCCGUCGACCAGGCCGGCGAGAGCAGAGAUGAUGAGGAUGUUGAGGUCGACGUGACGUCAUGCGAGCCCGUGGCAGCGUUCUGCAGUUCAGACGAGGAGGGCGAGGACGAUAACAUGCUGCUAUUCCUGCCCAUCGCGCCAGAGAUCGAGGACCCUGAGGACGGCUGGGCGGCCACGCAGGAGACGGUGACGCCCACCGAGACCCCAGAGAAGUUAGAACCGGCAGCCAAGAGGCCCAAGAGCAAAACCUACGAUAUAUCGCUCAAAAUACCACCGCCAGAACCAUCUUUAUCAUUCGGAGGCAAAAACAAACAAGCGGCAGGGAGUAAGAAAGUUGCCGGCAGACCACGCAAAUAAUAACAAUAAAUAAAAUAGAUUAAGGAAUA
Pectinophora gossypiella (pink bollworm) is the source of this 1604-nucleotide messenger RNA. RefSeq names its product retinoblastoma-binding protein 5 homolog (gene Rbbp5). The record is from RefSeq and is a predicted model, not a curated record. NCBI's taxonomy places the organism in Eukaryota, Metazoa, Arthropoda, Insecta, Lepidoptera, Gelechiidae. Gene Ontology annotation, molecular function: protein binding. Bases 145 to 1575 code for a protein of 476 amino acids. Gene Ontology annotation, cellular component: Set1C/COMPASS complex. The transcript has 11 exons.